This is a messenger RNA of Hyposmocoma kahamanoa, 5717 nucleotides long. Its product is annotated as SH3 domain-containing kinase-binding protein 1-like. The transcript has 13 exons. The annotation marks the transcript as partial. Gene Ontology annotation, molecular function: protein binding. The record is from RefSeq and is a predicted model, not a curated record. NCBI's taxonomy places the organism in Eukaryota, Metazoa, Arthropoda, Insecta, Lepidoptera, Cosmopterigidae.
UGUUGCAAGUGUUUAUCUCAAAUUUUGUCACUAGGAUCGUGCAUAGUAAACUAUCCAUACGAUGCAUUGGAGCCGGACGAGCUGACGAUCCGGCCAGGCGACGUCCUGCACGACGUGGAGCGUUUGUCGGGUGGAUGGUGGCGCGGGGAGCUGCGCGGGCGACGCGGCAUGUUUCCGGACAACUUCGUGUCACCACUUACUGAGGGAAAUCACAGCACUAGAUCGUCGACGGGCGGUGUGCAGGGCCGAUGUCGGGCCGUGUUCAGCUAUCAGCCAGCCAACCCAGAUGAGUUGGCGCUGUGUGUCGGUGACGUCCUCGAAGUGCUUGGGGAGGUCGAGGAAGGCUGGUGGCAAGGCCGGCGGCAGGGCCGCCUGGGUGUGUUCCCUUCGAACUUUGUGGUGAUGCUGGACCCAGCGCCACCCGCGGUACCGGUUGAACCUGCUCCCGCGCUACCACCUAAACGUGUAAAAGAGCAAUGCCGCGUACUAUUCCCGUAUAUAGCAGUGAACGAAGACGAGUUGUCGCUAUCAGAAGGAGAUAUUGUGACGAUCCUGUCCAAGGAUGCGCCAGACCGCGGGUGGUGGCGCGGCGAGCUCAAUGGCCGCGUUGGAUUGUUCCCUGAUAACUUCGUACAAGUUAUACCUACCACAGCUGCACAAGAUGUCGAGGAGAAGAAGCCAGAACGGCCAACCAAAACAGGCAACUCCAUUUAUCCCGUACUCAACAAAUACACCGAGAGAUCACAAUGCGUCAAGGAAUUUACCACAACUAAAAACACAGAGAAGAACACAGCAGCGUCGAUGGCGACGGUGACGUCCACAGGCAGCGGCAGCUCGAGCAGCGGCGAGUGGGACCGGCUGGAUGGCGCGCUGCCCAGCAAGGCGUCGCAACCUACCAACACGUUCGAUCACGUCGAGCGGAACUCUAUGCUCAACGACCCGCGCGCCGGCAGAGUUAAAGCGCCUCGUCGUCGACCGCCUAGUCAACCCCAACGUGACGAUGUGUCACAACAAAUUGGCCUCAGCAAUGGACACGAAGCUGAGAAACCAGCACUUGAGAAAGAAAAGGAGAAACCCGAAGAAAUAAAACCUCGUACACGUGAGUGGGAGAAGCACAAGGCGCCAUGGAUGGCAGAGUUGAAACUAAACCAAGCGAGGAAGAGCAGCUUCGGUGCGGAUGGCAAGUCCCACUCCGUCACUUCGUCGUCGGAGAGUGGCAUUGCUAGCAAAACCGGUGGUGGGAGCACUGACAGAAUCCUAGACUGCGGAUUAGAGGACAAACGCGCGUCGCAUUCGAUGGAAAUGUCAAGGAGCACUUCAUCAAUCAGCAAUAAAAUCUCCGUUUUGGAGAAUUUUGAAGAGACGACGACAAAAGUGCGACACUCAAUGGAUCCCGCCAAGGAGACGAUGAGCGACACUACUAACAAGCCAGCCGUACAAUCGCCUACAGCAGCUGGUCGCACUCUAACAUCGAUGUUGGAAGACAUAAAGAAGCCUCAGGCACCCACGCCGCCCUCGGCUUCAGCGCGUACGUUCUCUGAAAACUUAGAAAAGGCGCCACACAAAGUAGAAGUUACUGUAUUCACGUUAGAACCACAAAACGAUGUCAUGAAGAACAUGUUUGACAAAGGUGCCGCAGUGGAACUAAAAGAUGACAAACCGUUGAGUGCCAUUGGGGAGAAAGUCAACACAUUGGAGAGGCGAAUACAUACAGCGAGGAACGAAAAGGGCGAUAAUAAUACAGAAGUGCUGAUCGCUCAGCUCAAUAAUAGGAUAUUAAACUUGGAGAAGCUAUUAGAAGUACAAAACGCAAAGUUCAACGCCGCCAUCGAGGACCUGACUGCGAAGUUGGCAGCUGAGGUGCAAAAACGGCAAGCUCUACAGGCCCAGAUGGAAAAGCUAGCGCAUUGCGUCACGCAAGUGUAGCCCUUACCGCGAGCGCCACUAAUGUCAAUUCUCCAAGGCAGAACUACUAAAAAGUUUUCAAAUUUCGUUACUUACUAGUACAAUGAUAGGAGCUCCGUAAUUAUGUGUCAGAAUUGUAAUAGAAAAACUGAGUUUUCGAGUGCACACUGUGGGCGUUUUUUGGAGAGAAUGGUAGUAAUGGUAAUAUACACAAUACAUAAUCAAUUGAACUCAAAACAAUGCAGUGUUCGGCUCAUAUUAAUAAUGAUUCGUCCUCCGAAUAAAAUAGACAAGCUGAUAACCACUAUUGAAUAUAAUGUCUAUGCCACAGUACCCCAUAUGAGUAACUUGACUUAUUGAGGAGACUAGGGCCCAUUAAUUAAACCACAUAUCGCACGAUGAAACCAAUACCGUGACCAACCGUAGCUAAGCUGCGGUUAAUACACAUGACAAAUGACACUAGUGUCACUACGAUCUUUUACGGAAUGCGCGCGCUGCUGUAACCGUUUUACCGUCAUUACCUUGGUAGUGAUCUGGCUGUCAAUUAUGCUGUUAUAGUUACUUUACGCAAGAUUGUUACUAAAGUAAAAAAAUGUACUAAGAUCUUAGAGAUGGAAAAAAUAAAGGAAAGGAGCUGCCCUAACAACAGAAUGAACGUGCGGGUGGAUAAUUUUGUUUUCAGGAACUGAGAAUGUCUAGUAAAUGAAUCUUGUUGUUCACAUGCAUUGUUAUAUUCUUUACCUUCACGGAGCUCCUAUUGUCAGGAAGGUAUCGGUAACAGUAACGUGGCGCUCCGGAAGUAAAUAUUAUUAUUUUGGAAUGUAAUUAACUAGCGGUUUCUCGGUCGUAAAUAUUUUGAAUAAUCGCUUGAAAACGGUAGCUGUCCGAUAUAUUUACUUUAUGGUAAUGUAACUUUAUAAUGCUUUGUGAAAGGGCUCUAAAUAUGUAUACACCAGAUAUGAUUGUCUGGUGACAGGGACACUAUAUGUAAUGAAGUGUUUUAAGUAUCGGAAUGUGUUUGUUUACUAUAUAUUUUACGUUUGUUGCAUUGUAUUGUUUAUUAUCAAUGUGAUAAAUCUUAGUGCUUAUUUGUUCUUUAUUUACCUUAUUUUAGUUUGUGAAAAAGUUGUUUUCUGUUUCAGUAUUUCUGCGUAUGUAUUUUGUGUGCUGUGCACCGUCGCAACUUGUCAGCGCAAAUCGGCGGUCGGCAAGGCGGAGAAGAUUAAAAUUUACAAUGUAUAUUUUAUACUAUUGCAAAAUAAGGUAUAAAUUUCAAUGCUCUGAGAUGCAGAGAGAAAUGCGCCCCGAUACUCCGAGGUCGAUUCCAAAGCAAUAAAAUUAAACCUCAUUUCAAUAGAAAUAGUAUAAAAUAUACAUUGACUAAUAUUAUCUGCCUUCCCGUUCGCUGGCCCUAAGGCGCCCAUUAAUAUAAAAUUGUUAGAAAAUUAAUAAUAUUGAAUAACUGCCCCAUCGCAUAAGUUGACUAGACUUUGUAGAUAUAUAAUAUAUAACGAGAUUUUGACGUGUUUAGUAUGAUUACAAAAUUUGUGCCAUGUUAUUUGAUCGCCGCACAUUGUGUAUAUCGAGUGGAGAGGUGUAUUUUUUGUACGUAAAAUUACAUAACAUGUAUAUUAUUGUAACGAUUUUAUUGAACUUGUAACAAACUAAAUCGCUUGAUAACACGUGAUGUCGUACAUUCCACUAAACUCAGGUGUCGCAUGUAUAAACUUGAAUUGGAUAUAGUGUAACCAAAGUUUCAUUUCAACAUGUACAUGUUUAUAGUACAUGUAUAUCCAGAGCCAUAUUUUGCUUAUAGUUAAUAUAUUUUUGUAUGUGUACAGAAAUUUAUAUUUUACUUAGGUACCUAAUGCUUUUACAAUCGUGUUAUGAAAGCGAGGUCGAAAUAAAGAAGUAAGGGUAGUCUUCUUGGCCUCAAUUUCUUUAAAACGAGAUUAUCAGUAUUUUUUGCAUAACAUUAUGCCUGGUUGUACUCAGAGGUAAUUCCAAACAGGUUUUAGAUUCUGUCUACGUUAAAUUAGAGCUAUUGUGUGAUCGUAUCUUUAUUCUACGUAUUUAAUUUUAUCAAAGUGGAGCUGAGAAGAGAUAUAUUCCUGCAACCAAUAUGAUAUUUCGGAUAUGAAACUAUUUUUUUCCGGAUCUAAAUCGCUUAUAUUUGUUUUUUUUUUUUCAAAGAACUGACGUUUCAGGCCGUUUACAGGUCUCACGGUUACGACUGACUUAGAGGGUAAAGUCAUCAGAUAGUUACGUCGUGUCACCACCCUGUAAUAUUAGUUUACAUUGAUAUUAGACAACUGGUUGAUGAUUUUACCAUUUAUUAUUAUAUAUUUGUUGAGCAUUGGCUGUAGAGCCAUCAGCUUAAACAAGUAAAAAUUAUAUAAAUGUAACUACCUGAAUUUACCAUCACAGCCAGCUGUGCCCAUGGGACUUACAAAGGCCCGAGACGUUGCAUUGUUUAAAAAAAACGCGCUAUGGAUCGGAAAAAAAUAUUUUACUUAAAUGUGUAGCAAUUGCGAAAGUCUUAGUACUCGAAGUAUAAUUUUUACUUACUUUGAGUAAAGCGCGUGCCACACCGCGAACGAAGCUAGGUAAUUACUGCCGUCCACUACCUAACACGCGGCUAAGAGACAAAUGGUCAAAUAACCGUUUUACAUAGCAAAAAAUAGAGCACAAAAUUCUCUUUUAAAAACAGUUGAAAUUAGUUAACGUGUUCGACUUACCUUAACGGUGUUAGCUAUGCAGUGCACGGCAGAUUAGCUUAGCUUACGUAGUUACAUGCAAAGCUAAGUUAAGGAAAUACGUAGUAAGCACAUCACGUGCUGCACUAUGGAUACGUGCAGGGUGAAGGGCGGCAGAAGGGCGCCAUAUUUUACAUAGCUUAGCGGGAUCGUUGGGUUAGUUUAGUCAGCUCGGUUAGCUUAGUUCGCGAUGUGAACCGCAGUAUGAAUAGAUGCCCCGGCUACGUCAGCUCCGCUGUGGUAGAAAAGAAGGCUAUAGGCGCCGUGAUUGUUUCCGUUCAGCUCUUUCGCUCCGCAGUCGACUCUAUUGGUAGUAAAUUUUUAUAUAAUUAUGUAAUGGGACAAACGUGUUAAAAAUUAACCUUCAAUAGAGUUAAUAACACAGUGCCGUAAGUAUUAAGCAUAGUAGAAACACCGAUUGUGGCCACGGCGCCGCUUCUAAGAAAAAGACUAACAAUGUAUUUAAAGACACGCGUUAAUUCUGUUUGGAAAUACACCCUGUUUAUGUAACAUAUUUCGUAUCAUAAAAUGUGUAAGUUAAAUUGUAAUAUCGAGAAUUUAAUUGGUGAUAUAAUUUUGUGACCAGUUACUAGGUUGUGUUUGACCCUCCAAUUUUCAAAUCAAGUGUUGUUUUCUACAAAUAAUUUUCUAUAAAAAAGUUUGUAACUAAUCGUGAAAACUAGUACAAUAUCUUGUAGCUAGAAUAAUGGCAACUAAAAAAGAUCGCUAAAACUAAUAAUUAGUAUUUUUGCUAUAUAUAGUCUAUUCGCGUUAAGAAUGCUUUAGGUAAUUGUGAUUAAGUUGUAUAAGGCAGUUACCGCACUUAUCAAUAUGGAAUCGCGUUAUGCCUGUCAGAAAAAGCAGUUACGUCCAUGUAAUAAGAGCGAAAAACGGCAUUUCGCGUCGGUGAUUAAUUCGACCCGAUGUUACUAUGGUGGUAUGGUGAUUACUUAAUUCUCCAAUUAGAAUUCCGUACUGCAUUUCACGAGACUCCGAACUUCCUGCCGUAUUCUUAUAGCGUGUGAACUAUAGGACUGUAGUAAUAGAAUAUCAUGU